UGACAGAGUGGUGUUUGUGUCCAGUUUGGUGGAAGAAUGCUGGUGUCCAGGGUGACGGUGAUAAGGGGGUGGGGUCACUCCGUGGGACUUAUGUCACCCUUGGGUGUCUUGAAGCCGCAGACGGAUCCGUGCGUCAAACAGCGCCCAACCAACGGUCAAGCCGGACGACCGCUGGCCCGAAUUCCAUCUUGGCUAUACAAUUCAGUAUAGUGUCGGGGGUAUUUGCUUGACAGCUGGAGAGCUGGACUGGGACAGUAUGUGUGUUUGUGUGCAUCCCAGUUGGAGGAUGAGCGCGGCGGAGACGGGGCGAGCUUGUUCAGCUGCGCGAGGGCUCCGAGGGUUAAAUCCUUCCAGGCCGUCUCUCUCCAUCAAACACACACAAACGGCGAUUGUGGGUUCUUUCUCACAAACACACAAUGAAUGGAAGACGCCUGGGGUCGAGGUUGGGGCCGUCGGCUCUCCGUUCUCACACUCCGGACCAGUACUUCAUCUCCACAUGGGACUGGGACUCAGUCACUGUCACGGUGCUCAGAGUGGCUGGCCGCUCCUCCGCUCCGUCUUCCUCCGUCGGCACCAUCGUCUCUUUCUGGAACAUGAGGAUCCAAGGAGUCCAGCUGCUGAAGUCAUCAGACCUUGGGCGUCAUAGUCUUCUCUACCUGAAGGACAUCGGACAUGGCUGGUUUGGGAAGGUUCUGCUCGGGGAGGUCAACAUGGGCCUCAGCACCACCCAGGUGGUGGUGAAGGAGCUGAAAGCCAGUGCCAGUGUCCAGGAACAGAUGCAGUUUCUUGAGGAAGUCCAGCCGUACCGGACGCUGCAGCACCCGGCGCUCCUGCAGUGUCUCGCUCAGUGCUCAGAGGUCACUCCCUAUCUGCUGGUCAUGGAGUUCUGCCCUCUGGGCGAUUUGAAAAGUUAUCUGAGCGGCUGCAGGUUGACGGACUCAGAGACGCCUGACCCGCUGGUCCUCCAGAGAAUGGCCUGCGACGUGGCGUCAGGGCUGCUACACCUCCACAAGAACAACUUCAUACACAACGACCUGGCGCUGCGAAACUGCCUGCUGACCUCAGAGAUGACCGUCAAGAUCGGAGACUACGGACUCUCACACAGUCGAUACAAGGAGGACUAUUAUGUGACCCCAGACCAGAUCUGGGUGCCCCUGCGCUGGAUCGCACCUGAACUUAUCGAUGAGGUUCAUGGAAACCUGCUGCUCGUGGACCAAACUAAAUCCAGCAAUAUCUGGUCACUGGGGGUGACAGUCUGGGAGCUGUUUGAGCUGGGAAACCAACCGUACCGACUCUACUCAGACAGACAGGUUCUGACAUACGCCGUGAAGGAACAGCAGCUCAAACUCCCCAAACCCCAGAUGCAAUUCCCGCUGGUGGAGCGAUGGUACGAGGUCAUGCAGUUCUGCUGGCUUCAGCCGGAGCUCCGCCCCAGCAGUGAGGAAGUCCACCUCCUUGUUACUUACUUGUGUGCCAAAGGCUCCAGCGAGGCAGAGGAGGACUUUGAACAGCGAUGGAACACGCUGAAACCCAAUCUGCUCGGCAGCGCCACGCACACGUCCCUCAUCUUGACCCCGACAGCCGCCUCCACGGACGGCACCAGGCAAACUUCGGCGGGGGAGCGGGCCUCCUCUGCCUCUUCCUCUUUCCCCCUGCUGGAUCACUUCUCAGACAGCUACCAGUCCGACACCGGUGAUGACCUGCUGACUGUCACAGAGACAAGUCAUGGCCUCAACUUUGAGUACAAGUGGGAGGAAGCCCGAGCCGAGCAGCCCUACUGCUCGUCCUCUACAAGCGGGCCUCUGGGCCAGGGGAACCCACACUACCAGGACAUCUACUACUCAAGUAAAGGAAGCCCCUCCGAGGGUUGUAAAGGUGGCAGCUUGAGCUCGAGCGUUUCCCCGUCCUACUAUGAAUCUGAACACCCCAGUGUCGUCCCAGUGCUGAGCGCUCACAGCCCUUCAGUCAGCAGCGAGUACUACAUCCGUAUCGAAGAAACUGCCGACUGCAGCAUCAACAUGGACGACCACAUCGAGGACUACAGCCCAAGUCAUGAAGCCAGCAACAGCAGGUCAUCUUCUGAGAGUGGAACUGCUGCGCCCCCUCCUCAACCCAUUGCCUACUGGUCUACCGCCAACAACACACAAUCUACUUCCUAUGACUCUGACACGAGCCCGACCGUGCAGCUAACCACGGCGCCACUGUUGAGACGGUCAUCUAACACCAGCCUAACUAAGCUAAGUCACUCCCAUGACUCAUCCUCCCGUCAGACUGACUACUGUGAACCCCAGUGCUCAUCCAAACCAAGAACACGUCAGCCGGAAAUGGAGUCUUCACCAGCAAACGCCAGCCGUCCUACAGGUCAGUCGGAGAACCUGUCUUCAUCACAUGCAGUUAGCAGCCCGAGUUUAGGGUUCUGCGACCCGUACCUCGAAGCCAGUGACACCUGCCGCAACAAAGUGGACCCCCUUGAAAAGACCCUCCCCGUUGUGAACCACGUUAGCGUCGACUUAGGGACGGACGACAGCCUACUGGUGAGUCAAGAAGCUAACCACGAGCUCUUGGAUGAGGUCACCCACUGGACCUCAAACCGUUCAGCCAACAACAACAUCCUGAGCUUCGACAGCCGACACUCAGUCGGCUGCAAUUAUCUGGACCUUCACUACGACCCCAGAGCUAUGUGGUCAUUGACCAAAGCUACCACAAAAACAUUCCACAACAUUAGGUCUGUCGAGGCGGAGGGAGCGGUGUCUGGUUCCGAUAGAAACCCCUCAGAACUAGGCUCGUAUAUUUACCUGUGCCCCAAAGACAGAGAGACACUUCACUCAGAGCCUAAAAUGGUACCUGAGCCAAUCCAUGUGAACUCUCCUUCAUUUAAAGAGCCCAAAGAGAGAGCAGGAGAACUGGCUUCUUCUGGUUUAAGAGACCAACAGCUCCCUUAUCAAAGCAGCUCAGAAAGAGAGGAAGACGUUAGUUUUAGGGCGAGAGGCAUCGGUCUGGGGGAUCUUGGCAUCUGUAGUGAGGACGAAGAGGACGACAUCGCUGAUAUCACAUCUGGCUUAUUUGCCGACUUCAACCUUGACUUUGCCGAAGACGAGGAGCUGAGCCCACUUAAAAAUCUUGGGGGUACCCCCGUAUCCACAGACGCCUUCACUUUGUCUAUGGAAAGCCCCAGUGACCAAGCCUUCAGCCCCGACCCGUUCCCACUCCUACCGAAAUCCCUCGACAGCGGCUACGACACAGAGAACAACGCCUCUCCCGAGUUCAUCUUCAGAGAGUUCGAGGACUUCCAGGAAAGUUACGGCAGCCAGACCCUGGAAGAAGAAAGCGGGACCCUGCAACAUGUCCGUUUGGCUCAGGGGUUUUCCAAAAGAGCUGCCGAGCUGAAGCUGACGGGUCAGACGGAAAAGAACCCGUACAGGGACUCUGCUUAUUUCUCUGAAUCCGAAAAUGAGAAAACGCCGCGAGAGGAAGGGACUCGAUUCUUCUCCAGUGAUUGUGACGUUCAUGCAGACCGCUGCGAUGACGCACUCAUUCAAAGGGAAGUCAAGUGCGAACAGCUGAAAAUGUGCCACCUCUGGGAGGGUGAUCAAAGUUCUAACCGUCUAGAUUCGGCCCCGGCGUUGUCCAUGCUGGCGCCGUUCCCGGCGCAGAUGGGCGGCUGUCUCACGAAGGAGUCUGCCCCUGCUGAAAACAAUCUGGACUUGGAGACGGAACACUCGGGAGAGGAGCAGUGCACGGAACUCUCCGCAGAGUCGGAAUCGGCGUCUGGGGUUCAAGAGGCUUCAGCUAACUGCGAGGAUGGGAACAAGGCGGGGGACAGCUGCUGUGCGGGGCACUUCUCCUCCUCAGACUCCACUCUGGACGACUACAGGGAGGAAAACGGUGAGCGAUCCACAGAAGAGGAGGAGAUUCCAGAAUUCAACCACGUUCCGGAAGAGACGGAAGACAGAGGGAAGAGUCUUAUAAACGGAGAAGACUUUGAGGACAUCGAUGCAGAGGAGUGUGACUCACAAGACAGUUUGUGCGAAGAAUCCAACGGCCACGUGGACCUCUCGUCGUCGUCGUCGCUGUUGGAGCUGUGCGGGGAGAACGUCAGGGCUCCGCUGGAGGAGGCGGAGGAUGAAGACGACUCGGACGACAGCGAGUCUGACGAGGAGUUGAGGAUCUACAACAUCCAGGAGGAGGAGAGUGAGGAGAGCGAGGAGGACCUGAGCACGGUGCCGGUGGUGGUGAGCGACUGCAGCAGCGCCUCCCACCUGCGCAGCCUCCUGAAGAUGCCCUCCGUGAUCAGCCAGUCUUUCUGUGAUGAGCUGGAGCGCAAGAAGAAAGCUGUGUCCUUCUUUGAUGAUGUCACAGUGUUCCUCUUUGACCAGGAGAGUCCAACGGGCGAGUUGGCCGACUACACCUUCUCCAACUGUGGGGAGUCGAGCAAGCCUCCAGAGGGAACCACGUCGAACCACCAGCUCCAACCUGUCCCUCAACUUGAAGUCCGGUCCUGUGUCACGGUUUCCAAAGUCCUGGACCACUCAGAAGCGGGUGGUGGUUGUGAGUUUGAAGACCCUUCUGUCGAACCCUGCCCGCCUUCACCCGACACCAUCUCCGAACCUACUCCCUCCCCUACUGCACCCGACUCUCCCAAACCUGCCGAUGUAGCACUUAACCGUUUUGUCGUGUCACGAUUCUCCAUCACGCACGUCUCCGAUGCCGACACCGGUAAAGCUACAGGAAACAGUGAGGACGAGCCAAAAGAAUAAGUGCCCAACACUGGAGGAGGACGAGUCCUUCACCACAGGCGAGCAGCAUUAGUCGAGUUGGUUCUGGGCACCUGAGCCUGGUAUCCCUUUAUGAGACAGUGCCUCAUGUUAGAGUCCAACACUCCAUUGAUGAUUUGCACACUUUCAUUUCUCUCAAAGGAAGCUGAUACUGUGAGUGAAGUAUAGCGAAAUUAUGAGCUUUUUUUUCAUUAUUUCAUUUGUUCAAGUAUCAAUGCAGUGUGUAAAGCAAAAGACAGACUCAAACCUGAGUCUUUUAUUCCACCUGACAAGUGUCGAACUCAAGGCUCGGGGCCAAAUCCGGCUCGCCAAGUCACUUAAUCCGGCCAGGACAAUUUAAAGUGCAUGAAAAACUAGAUCACUUCAUGCAUGUCAACAUUGUGACCAACGCAGUGUUCAAAUUUCACUUUUUUUUUGCAACAUUUAAUCUGGAACUUAAGUUGAAGUACAGUUUAAUGGAGAGAACAUUUUGGCCCCUUGAGUUUGACACACCCUCAUUUUGAAGCACUUUUAGACUCUAUUUAUAUAGAAAGCUGCUCAACACCGUCCUCUGCUGGAAUGAAAUAUGUGAACCUGUGUUUGCCCUCAUCUGUGUCCACAGUGCCAUCUAGAGAUUCACUCCAUUUGUUUCCCUCUCAAGCUAGAAAACACGCAUCUGUGAACCGUUGAAUGUGAAAUUCAUCCUUUUAUUUAUCCUGCGUUGUGUCGUCCGACAUCCUCACCUGUUGUAUGAAUGUUAAACCAACACGUAGCAGGUAGUCUUGACUUGAAUUGUACCGCGGCAUCAACAGCUCGGCCCCCCCCUCUUCUCCGCUCAUCCUUGAAAAAAUGUUUUUGAACUAUGACAUCAGUGCGAAUUCGCCAAAGAGAAAUGAAAUCUCCGGAGAGGACGAGAAGAGCUGUUCUUGCGUCGGUCGCUGUUCACUUUUUGCGUCUGAAAAAAAAUAAAUCCUGAUAAUUU
This is a messenger RNA of Synchiropus splendidus (mandarinfish), 5736 nucleotides long. RefSeq names its product apoptosis-associated tyrosine kinase a (gene lmtka). Gene Ontology annotation, molecular function: ATP binding; protein tyrosine kinase activity. The transcript has 12 exons. NCBI's taxonomy places the organism in Eukaryota, Metazoa, Chordata, Actinopteri, Syngnathiformes, Callionymidae. The record is from RefSeq and is a predicted model, not a curated record. Gene Ontology annotation, biological process: brain development; peptidyl-tyrosine autophosphorylation. The coding region runs from base 417 to 4757 and encodes 1446 amino acids.